UUGACAAUCAAGAAUGUCAAGAUUAUAUUCUUGUCAGAGUUGAGUGUCAUGUAGAAAAUGAGCACUCGUUAUACAAUUUUGAAUAUUUUUAUUUUAAUAAUAUGCGUGGAUUGCAAUACAACAAUUUCAAAUGUAAACGACGACAUUAUUCUAGCUUAUGCAAUGACAAACAACGAUGACACCACUACGUUAACAACAAUUGCUGAAGACGCGCAAAAUGAUUUGGUAUCGGAUUUUUUUGGCCAUAUUAAAGAGAUAUUUGAACCUGACGGAGCUAAUACGAGUAAUGCGGUAAACUCAUAUCAAAUAGCCGGAAAUAAUAAUGAGUUUGCUCUAACAAAAUCCCCAGCAAAAGAUUUGUUACAUAGAUUUAGACACAUUACAAAAAAAGAAAACAAAAUUCUUGCAAUGUUUGAAAACAGUACAUUACCUUCUACUGAAUAUUAUACUUUUAAAAUUACCGAUCCUGAUAUAAUAAAGAAAUACAAGUUACUAAAAACUAUUAAACUAACUACUGUAGAAACAACGUCUUUGUCGUCAACGGCUACACAAACACAAAAGCGAAAGUAUUUUAAACAAAAAGCAAUAUCAACACGUAAAUCUCAAGAACAAGAUCAGCUUCUGGAAGACGAGACAAGCCUUGGACCACUCGCUAUCGAAAGUGAAGAAGAAAUUGACUUGAUGGAUCAACAUUUGAAAAAAUUAUCUUGCAUAACUUGUGAUAAUGUUAAUAGCAGGGAUUGCAAUAAUCCGGGAAACAAAUUACUUCCAUUGCAACGUUGCAAUGAUGGCGCUGAUAAAUGCUAUUCGAUGCAAACACCUUUCGGCAUAGUGGUCCGCGGCUGUUUCAAUCGUCUAGUAAAUCACACAACGUACGUAUGUUCCUGCAACCUCUGCAACUCAAUACCGAUGCACGACUUACCGCACAUCUUUACUAACAAGACCGAAUGGAAGAAUAACAUUCUAGAGAUAAGUCAUGGGAGAAGAUUAAGAAAUUCCGUGUAUAACCAGAUGGCUUGCAUACAAUGUGAAGUUAAUCAAACGGUUCAUGAGAUACCAGAUAUUAACUGUCUCGAAGGGAAAUAUCGGGUUCUGCCAAGCCAGUACUGCAACGUCGAUGAGAUAUGUGGCAUACGGUCAAUCAAGAGGGAAGGCUACAUUUGGCGCGGGUGUAUCAAAUACCCUCAUUACAAUUACUUGUGGAGUUUCUGCGAAAAUGAUUUAUGUAAUUUCGAUCCGCCAACGUCACUUUUUGAUAUCGAGUGA
Molecule: messenger RNA, 1266 nt
Organism: Cydia splendana
Lineage: Eukaryota; Metazoa; Arthropoda; Insecta; Lepidoptera; Tortricidae
Exons: 3
Coding region: 58-1266 (402 amino acids)
Source: RefSeq, a predicted model, not a curated record